AUGGCUCUCAAUCUCAAUAUCCUGUCUAUCCCUUCUUACUCCUCCAAAGCUGGCUUCAUCCAUCAUAGAAGUCUCCCGCAAAGACCUCUUACCCAUCAAUCCAUGAUUUCAUCAAACAUCAAAUGCCUUCAAACCACUCAUUCCAUUGAUGACCCAACAAUUAUUAGGCGAUCCGCAAACUAUCAGCGUAGCAUCUGGGAUUUUGAUUUUAUUCAAUCCUUAAAGAGUGAUUACAAGUGGGAGACCUACAAGAGCAAAACCAAUAAAUUGGAAGAGGAAGUGAGGCAUAGGUUUAAUGAUGAUGGAACCAUGAGGCAGUUGUUGGGUCUGCUCGAGUUGAUUGAUGACAUUGAGAGACUUGGGUUAGGGUACCUCUUUGAAGAAGAGAUCAAGAAAACCCUGGACACCAUAAUGUGCAUGGAAGAUAUAAAGGAGAGUCUCCAUGCCACAGCUCUUCGGUUUAGGCUCCUUAGACAACAUGGGCAUGAGGUAAACCAAGAUACGUUCAAUCACUUGAAAGACGAGAUGGGCAAUUACAUGGCUAGCUAUUUUGCAGAUGUAAAUGGAAUACUAAGUUUCUAUGAAGCUUGUCACCUUGCUGCAGAAGGUGAAAAUAUCUUGGAGGAGGCCAAACAGUUUACAAGGACAGUUCUAAAGGGAAUGAAGGAUAAUAUAGACUCAAACCUAGAAAAACAAGUGAAUCAUGCUUUGGAGCUUCCUCUUCACAAGAGGAUAACAAAGUUGGAGGCUGAAUUAGAGAGAGGUGAUGCACUGAAAUCAAUCCAAUCAUACAUGUAUGAAACUGGUGCUUCUGAAGAUAUGGCUCGUGAACAAGUAGGACAUAUGAUUGAUGAAACAUGGAAGAAGAUGAAUACAGAUGUAAUCAAAAAUGAAUUUCUUCUGUCUCAACCUUUUAUCAAGACAGCAAUAAAUCUUGCUCGUAUGUCACUAUGCAUAUAUCAAUAUGGAGAUGGCCAUGGUGUUUUUGAUGAUGAGAACAAGAAUCGAGCUGAAUCAUUGUUGUUUGAACCUAUUCCAUUGUUGAUGGAUGCUUAA
Messenger RNA from Macadamia integrifolia, 1056 nucleotides. RefSeq names its product alpha-terpineol synthase, chloroplastic-like. Gene Ontology annotation, molecular function: terpene synthase activity. The record is from RefSeq and is a predicted model, not a curated record. Lineage: Eukaryota; Viridiplantae; Streptophyta; Magnoliopsida; Proteales; Proteaceae. The transcript has 4 exons. Bases 1 to 1056 code for a protein of 351 amino acids.